AUGGCGGUAAUGUCCAAAUGGGACAUCGUGGCCUCCGUUAUUCUUUCCAGAGCGCCAAUCGUCGCGCCGCAAAUGCAAGAAGUUGAGCGAAGGUUUUUAAUUUUAAUUUUCAUGGGUAUUCAUAAAUUUUAGGUUUCAAACUCUCCAACUUGAAGAAGAAGCAGAGAAAAGUCUGUUGAACGACUAUGAGCUCAAGAGUAAAAACGAUCAAAAGUAUUUUCCGACGUUUAGUAUCACAUUGAUGAGUUGGUUCAGGAUGUUGGAGCGAAGAGCUGCCUUGGAACGGGAAGGAAAAGAACUAUCGGAGCUCGACGAGCAGAUCGGCCUCACCAACGCCGUCAGGGAGGACGAGUGGGCCAGAGCCGCCCAAAGAUUCGAGAACCAGUCAGAUUCUGCGAGCUCUUCAGUUUUUGAUAGUUGAUUCUAGGUACAAAUUCAGUCAAAUUCCCCAGAUCAGCGACCUCCGAAGUGUGGAACGGCAAAUGGACAGGCUUGUUCUCCGAAAUUUUUAAAAAGACCGCAGUUCCACAAAUUAAAUAUCAAUAAAAAACAAAUUAGUUCAGAGCGCUAACUAUUAUAUUUUUAUAGGAAACUCGUCUUGAUAGUCAAACAGACAUUUGGACAAAAAGGCUACAAGUCUCCUUGGAUUUUGCCGCAAAUCCAGCACAGAUCAGGGGAAACUCUGAGACAGGUAAAUCAAAAAGUUCUAUCCAAAUUACAAAGGUUAGAUUUUUCAUAAUUCAAAGUUGUUCACGUCUAUAUGAUAAUCGAUCGGAGAAAGAAGGUUUUUUUUGCACUUUGCAGUUGGAGAUUUUCUGAAACUCCGCCAAAACGUUCUUUAAAUCAUUAGGUAAAUAUCCUUGAAGUUUCAACAAACAAAACUCACUGUUUUUUGAGAAAGUCCACUCGAAGUCAUUGAAAAUUAUCAAAGGUCGGUGAAAAAGAAAAGAAUUUUUUUCAGAUUUGGUGAUAUUUCUGUUUGAAAAAAUAAUAAAUUGUUAAAGAAGAGAAUAUCAAAAUCUCAUUCUUGUAAAAGGUUCGGUACGUAAAAGUGUCCUACAGGUUUUUUUUUCAGAACAUUCAAGGGUAAUGAUGUGUAUUCGUUUGGCUACAUUUUUUUUAAAAAUAAUUUGUCCAAAUUAAUGGGAAAUACAAAAAAGGAAGCUAUCAAACUUUAUUUGCAGACGGCGGAGCGUUGUAUUGGAGAAGUCUCGAAAAAUGAUUUGAAUUUCACCAUAGCUGGAAACGCUCCAAUUGCUGUACAUUCACAAAAGUUCGAAAAUGAAUUCUAAGAGUUUGAAAAAUAUUUCUUCAUCAGAUAUCCAGCGCCGAUUCAGAAGAAAACAGGUUCGGAAGGAGCCAAGAUCUUCUUUUAUAACGCUUGCCUAGCUCAGAACACCUCGGAUUUCGCCGUCAGCCAUGAACACGUAUGUUAUUUUUUUCAAUUGAAUACGAUAGUAAGACAAUUUUACGGGCAAAAUGCAAAAUAAGUAUCAAAUAAUCGUUGUCUUUCAGGUAGCCGACUUUCAAUGGGUCACUCCAGACGAGUUUCGGUCGACGGUGAACGACAAAAGGUACAAGGCCGCCGUGAGCUGCGCUCUUUCGGAAUGA
This is a messenger RNA of Caenorhabditis auriculariae, 1611 nucleotides long. The record is from the annotation of a GenBank genome assembly. NCBI's taxonomy places the organism in Eukaryota, Metazoa, Nematoda, Chromadorea, Rhabditida, Rhabditidae.